ACUCUAUUUGUGGAGUAAGUCAGGUAUGUUGCGUCAAAGCUUUUGCAAUCACCCUCUCUUAUUGUUGUUAUUCCCCUUCCUAUUGUUCUAUUGUUCGGCCUUUUCUUUCACUUAUACACAAUCGCACUUCAACCUCGAACAAUCAACAUGGAAUCAUAGACGAUAGACUGGAAAUACUUUUUUGCUCACGGCCGUCAUUUCCUUUGUCCCAUUUCUUUCAUCUUUCGACCUUGGGUUCUUUAUCUAAUUAAUCUUUGUCCCUUCAUCGUGUAAAUCAUCAUCACAUCUCACUCGACCUGACCCUCAUCUUCUUUCGGUCUUCACAAUUUUCUACUUAUACAAUCUCAUACAAACUUAAUCGUUUGCAUUUACCAACAAACAUAGAUUCAAGAUGUUCUCCUCACGGAAAGAAAACGACGACCCGCCGGUCUACCCGGCCGUACCCAACUCCCUCCGGUCAGAAUCAUUCGAAAUGACCGAGAUGCGAAAAGUUCAAGAAGCUCGAGCUGAUACUGCUCCAAACGUUACUCCCUACCUCAGCCUCAGGGCAAGGCUCUCUCAAAUAUGGAUGAAUCGCUGGACAAUUCUCCUCAUCCUAGUCUUGGUCCGAGUCAUGAUCCUCAUCGUCGACCUCAAAGAAAACGUCGGAGAUGCCAAAGUCAAAGCCCUUUCCGCCUGUACCAAGGUCGAAGAUGUUGGCAGCGCCAUGGCCUCCAUGCCUCAUUACCUCUCUAGGGGCGUAAACGAACUCGCAGCCUCAGGAAUCGAAAAGUCAGUUGAUGCCAUGGUGUACUUACUCGACCUCGUCCUUGUCGGCGUCAAGAACAUGAUCGUGUUCUACAUCAACUUCCUAACCGCCACAUACGUGUGUCUGAUUACCGCCAUGGUCCACGGUAGUCUCAAUGUUGUUGCCGAUGUCACUGAAGGGGCGACUGAAAAGUUCAACGGUGUGAUCGACAAGGCUGUGGAAAAGAUAGAUAGUCUCUCCAAGGAACUCGAAGAUGGCAUUAACAAGGUCACCAAGGGGAUUGAAGACUCUGUCUUUGGAGACCUUGUUCCCGAUAUCCCCAAGGUUGACUUCUCCAGCCCUGUCAAGGAACUCAAGGACUUUGACAUCAAGUCCGAAGAUUUCGUCAAGGAUGUCCGCAAAUUGGAAGAUGAUCUUCCCGACUUCCGAGAAGUCCAGAACUUGACGGAACAAGCCAUCUCAAUCCCGUUCGACUUCGUCCGCAAAGCCCUCAACGAAACCUACGGCAACUACAAGUUCGAUCGGGAUGUUUUUCCUCUCGCCCAAAAGAAGAAGUUGACUUUCUGUUCUGAGAAUACUGCUCUCAACGACUUCUUCAACAACCUGUUCGAACUUAUCCACAAAGCUCGAACUAUCUUCAUCGCUGUCUUGAUCAUUCUCGCUCUGACCGCUAUUGUUCCCAUGGCUUGGCUUGAGAUCAGACGGUGGCGACGACAACAGCAGCAUGCGCGUCUUAUUGCUCAGAACUCGUAUGACCCCAUGGACAUUGUCUACAUUGCAUCUCGACCCAUGACGGCGACUGCGGGCAUCAAGAUUGCUUCGCACUUCAAGGGCAAGCGACAGAUUCUUGUACGAUGGCUUAUCGCUUAUGCCACUUCUGUCCCAGCCCUCUUCAUCCUGUCUCUUGCAAUCGCCGGCUUCUUCUCUUGCUUUUGCCAGUGGCUCCUCCUCAAAGCGAUCAGAGACCAAGUACCUGCUCUUGCAGGCCAAGUUGGCGCAUUCGCCGACGAUGUUGUUGAGAACCUCGAAGGCGUUUCGGCUGAAUGGGCCCAUGAUGCCAACGGUGUGAUCACUGGUUUCAACAAUGAAAUCAACAACGACGUCCUUGGCUAUGUUACCAACGCCACGGAUGCUGUCAACGACACUCUCAACACAUUUAUUGAUACCAUGAACGAUGGACUCAACACCGUCUUCAAGGGAACUAUCCUCCUUGACCCUAUCAAGACAGUCCUUCACUGUGUCAUUGGUAUCAAGAUCGAGAGCGUACAAAAGGGACUCACUUGGGUUCAUGACCACGCCCAGGUCAACUUGCCACUCUUCGAAAACAAUAUCUUCAGUGAGGGUGCGAAGGACUCGGUUGAAGGUGACUCGGAGCUUAACACGUUCCUGGCAUCUCCGUCGUCCGCCACUACUGAUGAGGUCACGGGGGCUGUAAAGGCAGUUACAGAUUGGCUUCACGGCAAGCUGAUUCAAGACGCUCUCAUCUCUACCGGUAUCCUUCUAGUGUAUGUGCUUGUUGUUCUCAUUGGCACAGUAUGGACAAUUGUCGGCAUGGUCUCGCCAGACAAGGGCCGCGCUGAAGGCGGUAUGCGCUAUACUGGAGACAACAGACCAGGCCUAAGUCCUCGCGUCGGACAUCAAGAUCCUGCCAACCCCGAUGGUGCAACACACUUUCCUCGUUUUGGGUCCUCCUCUGGUGAGAUAGAUCACUACAGAGAAGAUGCAAGCAGGCAUGACGAGAAGUUCAUGUCCGGUGCAACAGGGGCCCGUGCCACACAGGUGGAUGGUCACCAAAGAAGCAGCUCCUACGGCUACUUAGACACGGCAAGCGGCAAAUACUAGGAGUGUUGGAGCCCGAUAGCCAGUUGAAGGAUAAUUUCCCUUGCAGUUUCAUUUUUAUUACUCUGGCCCUGGCUGGACCCGCGCCGAGAGAGACGAUCCUUUUCAACUGCAUGAAGCGAUGAUUACACGGAAGGCGUUGAUACAACGUAUCUUGGACAUGGAGGCAACUCAUAUUUAUUUCGUUUGUUUCUCAACUGAUAUCCAAAAGGAAAAAAGGUAGUGGUCGUUGGAUACUUAGUCUAUGUUUCGUGUCUAAGGGGUAGUCUUGGGUCUGGUUUGUGUUCUACAUUGUUUGUGGUCAUGAUUCCAACCAGAUUGUUUCUAGCCCUAGAAUGACAUAGUAACAACAAAUUGAAGGCUAC
Messenger RNA from Fusarium redolens, 2952 nucleotides. RefSeq lists its product as uncharacterized. The record is from RefSeq and is a predicted model, not a curated record. NCBI's taxonomy places the organism in Eukaryota, Fungi, Ascomycota, Sordariomycetes, Hypocreales, Nectriaceae. The transcript has a single exon. Bases 392 to 2590 code for a protein of 732 amino acids. Gene Ontology annotation, cellular component: mating projection tip.